AUGGAAAGUGAAAGGCUAGAAGUCCUCAACACGAGUGUGAAGCAGUCGACUCUUGUGAUCAAAAGUUAUGUAGUGAGUAAUUCGAACAUAUUAUGUCUGACGUCAUCGAACAGUUUGAUAGUGUAUAACACGGAAACAAAAAAUGUCGUUUUCCACACGCCACCGCCACUCACGAAGUCGGCGCCUGUGAUUUCCGUCGACUUUUUGGACAAUUUUGUCGUCACCAUUUCUUCGGACUUCACUGUUUUAGUUAUCGACCUUGUGUCAUACAAAGUGUAUUACCGACAGACAAUUUCGAAUGCGGUCGAAGCCAAAUUUAUUAACACUAAAAUCUUCACUGUUUACUCGUCUGAUAAAACUUUGAGAGUCGUGGAGUACCCCGACACGUCGUUACUGGGGUUUGGGAAGAGUGGCCACGUCGACGUCUUGUCGAACUCGUGUGUUGCGUGUACCCCAGCGAAAACAAAGGACGUUGGACAGUUUCUGCUUGCGACGGGGAAGUCCGUCUUCUUAUGGUUGUGCGAUCUAGAAGACCAGAAGCUUGGCGGGCCGGGGACUCAAUAUUCGGAGAGCAAAUUUACAAGUCCGCCAACGGAGUACUAUUUGUAUAAGAAACUGAAAACGAUCAGCUCAGAACCUAUUUUAGACUUCCAGAAGAGUGAGUUGAACCCGACGUUCUCCAUCUUUGAGAAUGGCGUGAUCUCAUUUUAUGAAGAGAAAGUAGUGAAGAAUAGUUUUAGUGUUAAUUUAGUCCGCGAAUUGAGUGUUGUCCGACCAAAGAAGAUCAUCACGUUGGAGUCUUUUGUGCUUGCGCAAUAUCCCGAGAGCCUCAAAAUAGCGUCUGCGGGAGGAGAGAAAGUUCUUUUGAGUGAAUUGUAUAUUGAGAUGUGUGCGAGUAACAGUACACAUCUUGUGUAUUUGAGUAAAGGCGAGUUCUAUAAGAGUGAGCUGCCGACGGAGGACGAUUUGAUUGAAGAGAGUGGCGACGUUGAGUCCCAAAUAGCGAUAUGUCUGCAGUCGAAAGAGUCCAAGAGAAUGGCGAGCAAAGGUAUUAAACUAGUUGUUGAUCAAGCCAAGAAGGGAGUUCGUGUUAUAGACUUGUCGAUAGCAUUCAACUGUAUAGAUGAAGUGUUAGUUGCUUGUAGUCAACAAUUAACUAAUAUUACAGACAAAGCUCUUCAAGAAGUACUUACAAAGAAUAUCAAUGAACUUUAUAAGUACAUUUCAGAGGUUUUAAGAACGGGAAAGCCAUUGAAAUUGACUAAAAAUAGUGUAUGGGAGUACUUUGUAUAUACCUUAAGUGAGCCGGACUAUAUAGACUCUGAUAUGGUCUUAGCGUAUUACUCGGACUUAUUAAACAGUGCGUCAGUCAUUAGUAUUUGUAUUGAGUACUCGCGCUAUCAAACGAUCUUUUCGCUGUAUAAAAGCAUUGGGAAGCGUACGGUCGACGCGUUUCAAAUAGUCUCGCACAACUUCAUAGUGAACGGGAUCACUCCAAAUAUGCUUGCGAACCCAAAACAACAAGAAAACUUCAAAUUGCUGUUACAAGCGGUGGAGAGAUGUUUAGCAGAAGGCGACGAGAGUCUUGUGCUUGAAACGCUCUUUACUAAAAAUAAGGGGAUGAUGCUUAUAGAGAGUUUUAUAUUAUUAAACAGAGAUAAGACGGUAGAGAUGAUGCGGGAGGUGAAGACGAAGAUUAGUGUGUUGAAUGGGUACAUUGAGACGUUAAAGAGUCCAAUUAAAGAAGUGAAGGAGUGUGUCUCGCGUGAGAUUGUGAUGAUGCAAAUGAGUGAGAAAGGUCUUCUCGAGUCCAUUUUCAUCAUUUUGACGAG
Entamoeba invadens IP1 is the source of this 1832-nucleotide messenger RNA. RefSeq names its product zinc finger domain containing protein. The record is from RefSeq and is a predicted model, not a curated record. Lineage: Eukaryota; Evosea; Mastigamoebida; Endamoebidae. The transcript has a single exon. Gene Ontology annotation, molecular function: protein binding. The annotation marks the transcript as partial.